Molecule: messenger RNA, 1572 nt
Organism: Neoarthrinium moseri
Lineage: Eukaryota; Fungi; Ascomycota; Sordariomycetes; Amphisphaeriales; Apiosporaceae
Exons: 2
Coding region: 1-1572 (523 amino acids)
Biological process (GO): proteolysis
Cellular component (GO): fungal-type vacuole
Molecular function (GO): zinc ion binding; metalloaminopeptidase activity
Source: RefSeq, a predicted model, not a curated record
AUGACACAGCACACCCCCGAGUUCCUGCGCCAGCGCAGCUCCAACAUGUCUCUGCGCAUGGCUGCUCUCGCCAACAGUACCGGCGCAACACCCUCGACCCCCGCCACUUCGCUGCCCAGCGCGCGAGAGAUGCCCCGGAGCGUCGAAGCCAAGGAUCUGAAGCCAGAGGACUUCACUAAGCCGUUUACCGAUUUCCUACAGGAAAACCCAACCGUCUUCCACGCAGUAGACUAUUUCAAGAGGAAGGCAACAAAGCAAGGCUACACCGAGCUAUCAUCACGGGAUGACUGGUCCGACAAGAUUGUCCCCGGCGGCAAGUACUUCUCUACCCGAAACGGCAGCACUAUCAUUGCAUGGACUGUCGGCAAGGCAUACAAGCCGGGCAAUGGCGUUGCCAUGAUCGCUGGACACAUCGAUGCCUUGACCGCGAAGCUCAAGCCCGUCAGCAGCAAGCCCAACAAGCAAGGCUACCUCCAGCUCGGAGUAGCACCCUACGCUGGCGCCUUGAACGAGACGUGGUGGGACAGAGACUUGAGCAUCGGCGGCAGAGUCAUUGUCCGCGACGAGUCGGGAAAGACGUCAACCAAGCUCGUCAAGCUUGAUUGGCCGAUAGCCAAGGUCCCGACCCUGGCGCCUCACUUCGGCGUCGGGAUGCUCGGCCAGAAUAACAAGGAAACCCAGACGGUUCCCGUCAUUGGUCUGGACAACUCCGACCUUUAUCCCACUGCCGACGCGCCUUCGGUCGAGGCCCUUGGCCCUGCCGGAUCCUUCGUGGCCACCCAACCCCCGAAGUUGGUGAAAGUCAUCUCCAAGGAGCUGGGCAUCACGGACUACUCGCAGAUCAUAAACUGGGAACUGGAGCUCUUUGAUCUUCAGCCCGCAACCGUUGCCGGUCUGGACAAAGAGUUCAUCACCGGAGGCCGCAUUGAUGAUAAGCUCUGCAGUUGGGGCGCUUUCGAGGGUCUCCUUGGAUCCAAGCUGGAGGACGGCGAGGGAACCAUCAAGCUGGUCGCUUUAUUCGACGAUGAGGAGAUUGGCUCUCUUCUCAGACAGGGUGCCAAGGGCAACUUCAUGCCUUUGGUCAUUGAGCGCUCUGUCGAGGCGCUAUCAGAGAAGGCUGGCAAGAGUUUCGGUCCCAGCGUCGUUGGCCGGACAUAUGCCAACUCGUUCUUGGUGUCUGCAGACGUCACGCAUGCCGUCAACCCCAACUUUGUUUCCAAGUACCUCGACGACCACGCACCGCGUCUGAACGUGGGCAUUGUCAUCUGCGCCGACAGCAACGGCCACAUGACCACCGACGCUGUUUCCACGGCCAUUUUGACACGCGUAUGCGAGCUUUCGGACUGCACGCCCCAGGUGUUCAUGAUCCGCAACGACUCGAGGAGCGGCGGCACCGUCGGCCCUUCGCUGUCCAGCAUGAUGGGCGUGAGGUCAGCGGAUGCCGGUAUGCCGCAGCUCAGCAUGCACUCGAUCCGUGCGACCACUGGCGCGCUGGACCCCGGCCUGGGUGCCAAGUUCUUCAAGGGCUUCUUGGACAACUUUGAGAAGGUUGAUGGCGAGUGGACACAGUAG